UCCGUAAAUGGAGAAUGCAGUUAUAGUCAUCCAGGCAGCAAACGAGGUUAUGUAGAAACGAUCGAUGAUAGAUUGAGCAAGAUUGAACAUGUAUUAACGAAAUACCUGGAAGGUGCCGAUGCUCAACAGCAAGCUAUUAUUCAUAAAGUCCCAGAUAAAGCAGAUGAAGAUCCAGAAAUUGAUGUGCAUGACACUGUAAAUAAGAUGAAUGCAAAUUUGCAAACAAGUGUGCUAGUUGAUUCGAUGUCUUCACUUUCAUUGAAACAGAGUAGUAGAUUUAUUACUGUUAUUCAUAAAGAUGAUCCAUCUGAAAUUAAUGAAGGCAGUAGCGUUGUCCCCGAAGAAUUCCAACAAUUCGUCGAACCUCCACUUCCGGAGUCUUACAAGGGUUCACAAGAAUUACCUCCAAAAGACCUAAUGGAUCAUUUGAUACAAAUCUUCUUUACUCGUAGCUACGGAUCACGAGCUGCUAUUAUACAUAAACCAACAUUUAUCAAGAUGAUUAAUGAUAAAAAUAAUAAACCUUCUAUUUUCUUAUUGAAUUCUAUGAUGACUUUAGCAAGUGUUCUUACAGAUGAUCCGAGAACACGCACAGAUCCGGAAAAACCGGAAACUUCCGGCGACAUCUUUUUUGAACGUGCUUUAAGCCUAAUGGAUGAUUUCAUGGACAGAGCUCGCCUUUCUACCGUACAGAUUGAUGAAGAUGGUGAUGAUGCCCAAUAUAUUAUCAAUUUCUUUCAUCAAUCAAAACUUAUAAAAAUAUACGGUAAUAUUUUACACUCAAAACCUUACUUCUAUCAAUCCGGAUUUUUGCGUAACACAUUACCAGCCAUUGAUGCCACCCUAAGUUCUUGGUUGUUAGCUUUACCUCCUCAAUUACAAUAUAAUCCAAGUACCGUUAACGAACCAGAUCCUCCAAUAUCACCUUAUACUGCCUAUCUACACCAAUUGUAUUAUACUGUUGUCAUUGCUCUUCACAGGCCUUACAUAGAUUCAGAUGAAUUUCCAAAUAUUAAUUCACGAAGCGUAUGCAAUCAAGCUGCAAUAAGUAUCACAAAAUUGUGCAGUUACAUAUCCCCAAAUAGAGAUACAUUAGUCUCCUAUGGAGUUAUUGUUUAUUCCAUAGCACAGGCUUGCUCAAUACAUUUAAUUAACAUGAGUGAUUUGGAUUCGUAUAAAAUCGGAAAAAUGUACAUGGAGAAAUGUCUUGAAUAUCUUGAAAGUUUGAUAAAGGAAACUCGAUUAGGUGAUCUAGUCAAUUGCGGUUUAAAGCAAUGUUAUGAAUUACUAAAAGCUUUGUAUGAUAUGCAAUUGUCUAGAAUGGGGGAUCCAAAAGUUUUUGCUCAAAAAUCUAUCAAAGGUGGUUUGGAUGAUAACGAGAAUGACUAUAUUAAUGUAGAUGGUGUUGAUCAAGCCCAAGUGAUUUCUACUCCAUCUCCAUUAAUGCAGCAAGAUCCUAUUGACAUUAGAGGUGAAUCUAACCUGUCGGUCCCAACGCCUGUUAUCAGAACCAAAAAGUCUCCAACAAUAAAAAACCAUACGCGUAAACAAUCUUCAAAAAAUACUACGUCCGCACCAUCAUCUCAUCAACAGAUGACACAACCUACUUCCCACAAAUCUACAUACGUUGAUCAACUUUCACAUCAAUUAAUUCCAUCAUCUUAUUUAACUUCGUUGCCUCGUGAUUCCCCACGGAUAUUUAAAAUAAAUCCUACACCUGAACCAUCCCAUCAAUUUCAACAACCACCUAGUCACCAUGUUCAAGGUGGCGAAUUGCCAAACCACCAAUAUAUGGAUAUGUCCACCAUGGCGUCCUUGGGUAGAUCGCUUGCAGAACCACCUGUUGUUCCGUCAUCAAAUUAUUAUGGGACCAACGAGCUUAAUCAAAAUAUGAUUGAAUUCUCUCAACACGGUUCUGAUAAUGUUUACUUAGGUGAAUGGGAAAUGAUUGGUGUUAGUACACAUCAUCAAAUUUCGAAUACAAACAUAAACAGCACCGUUUCGUUUAAUCAUCCUUCAUUAACAAGUACUUCGUCGAUUUCUAUGAUGGGAUCGUCAUCUGACUCAAAUUCCUCUUCUCAUCAAGAUCAAACAUCAAAUUACAUGACAUUUCCCAUGAACAAUGAUCAUAAUUCAUCCAUUUUACUAAAUAGUAAUCAUACUAUAAUGAGCCAUGGUACACAAGAUUUAGGUGAAAGAGGCGAUGGAUCAGGAUUUCAAUCCGAUACUUUUUUUGAAUUAUGA
Messenger RNA from Racocetra fulgida, 2244 nucleotides. Lineage: Eukaryota; Fungi; Glomeromycota; Glomeromycetes; Diversisporales; Gigasporaceae. The record is from the annotation of a GenBank genome assembly.